AUUAGUAAAACAUCUUACAUAAUAUGCAUAAUAUGCAUAAUAUGCAUCUCUCAUAAUUUGCACUUUUAUUUAUUUUUUAACUUUGUUCUGUCGAUUAAUUAAUUCGUUUCUUUUCGUCAACUUUUUUUUAGGUGGCUACUGGAAGAGUCAGUGUAGCUGCGUAGCCACGAUGUCUCGGCCAAUGGGUAACACAGAACAUGACAAAGAUAAUUUGUCUUGUUUUUACAUUUGAAUUUUCGCUUUUAUAGAACUUGUAUUUCUAGCUUGUAUUUCUACCCUUUGGCCCAAACGUGCCCAAACGUGGAUGUGGCAUACCACAAAACGAUUUUAUUGACAGUGUCAAAAAGUGGACGUAGUACGUAGUUCUAUAUCCACGUUUGGCGCUGAUACCAGCUGAUAUACUACAUCUACACUUCGGUCGCACCAAAAAGGCCAUGGUGGCUGCUCUCAGGCUUCUCUCUGCUCAAAGAAUAGGUGUGUGCCUGUAGGGUGCUGUAGGGUUACGAUCGUGGGUUCUCGAUCGCAACAAAGUCGCGUGGACAUUCCAAUUUCAUAUUAUGGAGCCGUAUGAUGUGAUUGUCAAUCAACCGGUGGUUAUCGACAAUGGAUCUGGCGUAAUCAAAGCGGGAUUUGCAGGUGAUCAGAUACCUAAAUGCAGAUUUCCGAAUUACAUUGGGAGGCCAAAACAUGUACGUGUUAUGGCUGGUGCUUUGGAGGGAGAUCUGUUUGUGGGUCCAAUAGCAGAGGAACAUCGUGGCCUUUUAUCUCUUCGAUAUCCAAUGGAACAUGGUGUAGUCACAGAUUGGAACGACAUGGAGCGUAUCUGGUCUUACGUUUAUAGUAAAGAUCAGUUAGCUACGUUCAGUGAGGAGCAUCCAGUCUUGCUUACAGAGGCACCUUUAAACCCCAGAAAGAAUCGUGAGAAGGCAGCUGAAAUAUUUUUCGAAACAUUUAACGUCCCAGCUUUAUUUGUUUCCAUGCAAGCUGUACUUAGUUUAUAUGCGACAGGCAGAACCACGGGAGUAGUUCUAGAUGCUGGCGACGGUGUUACGCACGCUGUACCUAUUUACGAAGGUUUUGCUAUGCCUCAUAGUAUAAUGCGAGUUGAUAUAGCAGGACGUGACGUUACAAGACACCUUAGGCUACUUUUACGUAAGGAAGGUAUCAAUUUCAAGACCACGGCGGAAUUUGAAAUUGUUAGAACGAUUAAAGAGCGAGCGUGUUAUCUCGCCAGCAAUCCCCAAAAAGAAGAAACAAUAGAGACGGAGAAGUUUCAAUAUGUGUUACCUGACGGCAGUCACUUGGAGAUUGGUCCAGCACGAUUUAGAGCUCCUGAAGUGCUGUUUAGACCAGAUCUGAUAGGUGAGGAAUGCGAAGGCCUUCACGAAGUAUUAACGUAUUCUAUUCAAAAAUCUGAUUUGGACUUGAGAAAGGUUCUGUUCCAAAACAUCGUAUUGUCAGGAGGGUCGACAUUAUUCCGCGGUUUCGGUGACAGAUUAUUAUCGGAGAUUCGUAGAAUGUCGCCAAAAGACAUUAAAAUAAGGAUAUCUGCGCCUCAAGAACGAUUGUACAGUACUUGGAUUGGAGGUUCUAUUUUGGCUUCUCUAGACACCUUUAAAAAGAUGUGGGUGAGCAAGAGAGAAUUCGAUGAAGACGGUAUACGGGCUAUUCAUCGUAAAACAUUUUGAACUUAAUUUAAAGAAACUUUCAAAAAUGUUAUAUAACGAAUAAUUUGAUUGUAAUACGAAAUGAUGGCACACACACUCGGCACGAUAAUAAGAUGUAUUGCAGCAAGCAUAAUUCAUAAUUUUGGAUAACUCUUCUAAUUUCUAUCAUUAUUUUAAGAAGUCAUUACUUAGACAUUUCUAAUUAUAUUUUUUAAGGCUCACACGAUACAUAAUGCAAAAAUUGUUUCAACUUAUUUUCGCUUUAAUUGAUUAAUGUAACUAUUUUGAUAAAUAUAUAUGUAUACAUGGUUGUGUGAAUAUACAUAGAGACAUGAAUAUUUCUGCAAAGACUGUAUAACAUGGUAAAAGUAAAAAAAAGCUAGCACAUCUCACAAGACUACUUAAAAUGUAAAUAAUGUUUUUUCGAAUCAAAUGGAUUAAUUAUCAAUCAUAAAAUUCCGAAUUAUUUUAUAACUUAUUUAUUUAUAUUUAUAUAUUUAUGUUGUGGGCCCGUUCCUACAUUACACUCCUCUAUUACAAGAGAACAUACAUGAUCUUCACUUAUUAAGAGAGAGAGAGAGUGUUGUAUUUUGUCUUCAAUAUAGUGAAGUAUUCUGUAAUUUCUAUGUGCAGCAACAUUUAUCCAAAGUAUUUGUAAAUAUGUAUGCUUUCGUAAAGAAUAAAUCUAUAAUCUUUACAUAAACACACAUAAGUGCACGUGAUUAAAAUAUGAAUUUUUACAAUUACAUUGAGAGAUUUGUAGCUUUACACAAUUGAUUUUAAUAUACCUUUUAUCAUGCAUGAGCUAUAUUGAUUUUUACAUGUAUAUUAAAUGCUGAAGGAGAAUAUAAUCUUUGAUAUCUUUUAUUUAUAUGGUAUGCUUUAACUGUGAUAAGAAUAGGGAUUUAGUUAUCAGGAAAUUUAUCGCUUUUUCUUAUCGCUAUGUAACAAAAAAAGACGAUAUUUGAAAAUAAUAAGCAAUAAUUUAAUUAGAAUCAAUUCAGUCAUAUAAUAUCUGUUAGAAUUGUAUGUUACAUAUAUAUAAAUAUAUGCUUGCACUGUUCGAAGAAAAAGAUUAUCAAGAACAUCAGAAACUUAAUUGUUGACAAUUAUUUAACGUCACAUAUAAUGGAAAAAUACUCAAAAAUAAGAGAUGCUAUACAAGAAGUAUUUAGAAAAUGCGCGCCUGAAUCAAUAUAUUAUUUAAAAGACAAUUUGUAAAGGCAUCUACAUUAAAAUUAGUGUUAACAAAUGUUUAUACCAUUUUUAAUUAUUUAACAAAUGUAUUUUUGUUUAAAUAAACAAUUGUAAGAUAUACACUUAUA
Molecule: messenger RNA, 2992 nt
Organism: Monomorium pharaonis (pharaoh ant)
Lineage: Eukaryota; Metazoa; Arthropoda; Insecta; Hymenoptera; Formicidae
Gene: Arp1
Product: actin-related protein 1
Exons: 7
Coding region: 558-1688 (376 amino acids)
Source: RefSeq, a predicted model, not a curated record